CCUAUCGUCACGAUCACGUGCCCUUUUCCACCGCCCUUUCUGCCUACCAGUAGGAGCGUUUGUUCACGUCCAUCUCCCCAGUCGAUCUCUAUCCAUUAGGCAAAUGACCUCUUUGAUUCGGUUCUCCUUCUAUUUGGCGUCCUCGAGAGAAGCAGGAAGAGUGUUGUGGGGGAUCUGAGGGUCGAAGAUGUGUGGAGGGGCGAUCAUCUCCACCAUCAUUCCGGCGGGCCCGAGGUCGCGACGGCGGACUGCCGGCUACCAGUGGCCGGACCCGACGAUUGAAUAUGGAUUGAAGGAGUGGGAGAAGCCGAAGGAGAAGAGAUGGACCAUCCGUGGCCCUCGUCGCGCUUUGGAGAAGACGGACGACGACUUCGAGGCGGAUUUCAUGCAGUUCGAGGAGGACGACGAGGAUGACCUCUUCCACUUCAAGCCCUUCGCUUUCGAUUCGAGAGAUAAACCAGUCCCUCUGAGGCCUUCAGUGAUUGAUAAACCUUCAUCUAAGUCUGCUACAAAGAACAGAAAGAAUCGAUAUAGGGGAAUCCGCCGGCGUCCCUGGGGGAAAUGGGCAGCUGAAAUUAGAGAUCCGUGUAAGGGAGUACGUGUCUGGCUUGGAACCUUUAACACUGCUGAAGAAGCUGCCAGAGCAUAUGAUGCUGAAGCUCGUAAGAUCCGCGGCAAAAAAGCGAAGGUCAAUUUCCCUGAUGCAGCAUUCCCCCGUGUCCGGACGUUGCUUACAAAACUGACUGAACCAGAAACUCCAAGAACAGAGAUGCCCAGAACUGAUAAGUGCUUCAAUUACUUGAAUGACCCAUUUCAAGAUUUCAGCUCUAGUUUUGACUUCACUGAAGUGGAGCCCAUUAUACAAUCUGAGGAACUGAGUCCAUUCCCAGUUAUAAAACCCGCUCCACCUACUGUGAUAGCGGGGAUGCAUUUAUAUUCUGACCAGGGAAGUAACUUAUUUGGUUUCCCAGAAAAUGAAUCUCUAAAUGAAGCUAAAACUCCAGAUAUCUCAUCAGUUCUUGCUGCAACAAUUUUUGAAGUUGAAAAUGCAGCAUACUUGGAAAAUGGUGGUACUAAAAAACAACUAAAUAACAUUGUAGGACAAUCUGUGCUUAAUAAUGAAAAUGCUUCUGGAAAAACUUUCAAAGAAUUGUCUGAUUUUGAACUGUACAUGAAGUUUUUCCAGCAACCUUAUUCAGAUGGGAGCACAGAUGACUUGAUUAACAACCUUCUCAGUGGUGAUUUCACUCAAGAUAUGAGCAACGUGGAUCUCUGGAGUUUUGAUGGCAUGGCACCGAUGGGAGGCAGUGUCUUCUGAGGGUACUCGAAAUAUGACAUUCAGUGUUGUGUCGAUAGGAUAUAAGAAUGCUCUCCUUUAAUAAAAUGUAUGCAUUUUAUGGUUCUGUUUAUCUUUUUUCUCUUGCUUGUUGAGCUGUUUCUCCUCUUUUUUUUCAUAUUGGAGGGAGCUUCUGCUGACGCAGGAUCUAAAAUUGUCGCGUAGACUGAUUUAUGUAAUUUACAGGAUUCUGAGUAUAGGAGUUCUGUCUGAGUACUGGAUUUGCAAUCCUAAUGUUGGUUAAACAAUCAGUGUAUUAGAAACUGUUGAUUAUUGUUUUGGCUUUAUGCCUGAUAUUUCUAAUGAAGAUACCUGUGGACAUCAUGGUCA
Molecule: messenger RNA, 1666 nt
Organism: Musa acuminata AAA Group (dessert banana)
Lineage: Eukaryota; Viridiplantae; Streptophyta; Magnoliopsida; Zingiberales; Musaceae
Product: ethylene-responsive transcription factor 1
Exons: 2
Coding region: 188-1318 (376 amino acids)
Biological process (GO): regulation of DNA-templated transcription; ethylene-activated signaling pathway
Molecular function (GO): DNA-binding transcription factor activity; DNA binding
Source: RefSeq, a predicted model, not a curated record